Messenger RNA from Arabis nemorensis, 825 nucleotides. Lineage: Eukaryota; Viridiplantae; Streptophyta; Magnoliopsida; Brassicales; Brassicaceae. The record is from the annotation of a GenBank genome assembly.
AUGAAUGAUCGUCCUCCUGUUCGUCGUAGAAGGAACCAGAGUGUUGAUGAAUCUGUUGAAGAGAAUCAGAACGAGACUGAGAAUGGAUCGGGUAACGGUAGAGAAACCGAUUUGGAUUGGCAGCUUCAAGAGGUUCUUAGGAGAAGGAGAAGACAUUCCGCUGCGGUUCUGCAAUUGCUUCAGGGUAUACGAGCAGGGUUAACUGUUGAAUCUGAGAGUAAUUAUGGAGAUGGUAAUGGUACUAAUUCGGAUGGAGGUAGAGGACGUGUGAUCUUGGUCAAUCCGUUUAAUCAAACUAUAACGGUUCAAAGCUCGCCUGAUUCUGAUUCUGUAGCUGCUGGCUCUUUGGGAGAUUAUUUCAUCGGUCCUGGAUUCGAAAUGUUGCUUCAGCGAUUAGCUGAGAAUGAUCCUAACAGAUACGGAACACCUCCAGCUCGAAAAGAAGCUGUUGAGGCUUUAGCUACUGUGAAAAUCGAUGAGACUUUGCAAUGUUCGGUCUGUUUAGAUGACUUUGAGGUUGGAACCGAGGCGAAGCUGAUGCCGUGUACUCACAAGUUUCACAGUGAUUGCUUGCUCCCUUGGCUUGACCUUCAUAGUUCGUGUCCGGUUUGUAGGUAUCAGUUACCUGCAGAUGAAACAAAGACUGAAUCAUCGAGUACCGUGACAAAUGAUAACAAUGGAGUCAGUAGUGCUUCUGCUACAAGCAGCCAUGGAACCGAGAACAGAAACCCUUGUUCUCGUCGUCACAAGAUAACAAUCCAUCGACGGGUUCUAGCAGCUGAAACAUGUUCCCUGAGCAAACAAGAAGCUUUGAUAUGGUCAUGA